Microplitis mediator is the source of this 3683-nucleotide messenger RNA. RefSeq lists its product as uncharacterized. Bases 429 to 1145 code for a protein of 238 amino acids. The transcript has 3 exons. Lineage: Eukaryota; Metazoa; Arthropoda; Insecta; Hymenoptera; Braconidae. The record is from RefSeq and is a predicted model, not a curated record.
CAUUUAUACAGAAUACAAUACUGACUGUUCCGAUUCGAUCCGAGUCAGUAGUCAGUACAUCCAGAGCCACGCGGCUCGAUGGGUCUAUUUAUCAACUAAAUUUUGUUUAUUUUAUUUUUAAUUUUGUAAAUUUUAUUUUAUUUUAAGUGUUUAAGUAAAUAUUAUAAUUAACAAAAAAAGUAUGUUUUAAUAAUUUUUCUAAAAAAAACAUUAAAAAAAAAAGGUGUUUUUUUGUGAUGUCAAAUUUAUCAAGUGUAGUUACAUUAAUUGUUACUAGUUUACUUAAAUGAAUUAAUUAAAUUUUUAUAGUAAUUAAAAAAAAAUAAAUAAAAGUGAGAGUAAAUAUGAAGUGAUUAAUUUACUUGGAGGACAAUUAGGAGCGGAAAUUACGAGGAUAAAAUUUUUAUUAAAAGGAUAAAAAAAGGAUCAUGCGAGACACUAGUGACAUGAUGGAAGACGCCAUGUCAGAGGAUACGAUGAUGGAUUGUGGUGGGGAUGGAGGUGUCAGUGAUCUCAGUGAUCUAUCGACUGAUAUUGCCGAUACUUCAGCAUCGAUACGUGAAGCAGCUGAACGUCUGCUUACUCUAUUAGGAGUCGACGAUGCAGACGAAGAUUUUUUAUCAUCCGAAGACGAAGGGGUCGAGGUGGAUAUUGACGUAGAUCUCGAUGAUGACGUCCUAUUUCCUGAUGACGAGAACAAUAGACUACUUCACCAAUUAGCUAAUUCCCUUGCCGAAGAAUUGAAGCAGACUUCGAACCGCGUGCGCAUGGAUGUACAUGAUAAUUUUAAUAACCAAUCAUCUUCUUCAUCUUCUUCUUCUUCUUCUUCAUCUUCACCUUCAUCUUCAAACCCCCCACACUCUGGGACUCGUAAAUAUCAAACUUACCAUGCAGAUUACAAGUCAGACGUCGACUUGGAGCUAGAUUAUCGAUCUCAUAAACGUCUAAAGGUAGACAAUGUCCAAGAUUCGAGUUAUAUAAACGUUGGCUCGACAUGUUCGUGGAACGCCGGCUGGGACGCCUGUGCUACCGAAGCUGUGAGAUAUUUAAUGGAAGAAGAGGGUCUUGCUGGUCAUCAUCCAACUGUCUUGGCGUUAAAAAAUCACCUGGCGUUACAACGGAAUUUUUCUCUGUACAAAACUUAGUAACAUUUUUUUUUAAUUCAAUUUUUUUUUUUAAAUAAUUAUUAAUUAUUAAUUACUUAAUACUUGAUAAUAAUUAAAAUAAUUAAUAAGUAAUGAGUGAAAUUAAUGGACUCGUGAUGAUAGUGAUCAAUAAUGGUGAUUGUGGUGUUAUGAUUAUUGGGGUAAAAUGGACACUCAAAAAAUGGUACUAAAUUAUUAUUAUUAUUUUUUUUUAUUUUUAUUUAUUGUCAGUUAAUUUAUUUUUUAUUUUUCUAAGACUGAGUUUAGUUUCGGGAGGAGGUAAAAUGGGCAGGGCAGAUUUUUUUUUUAUAAAAAAAAAUUUUAGGAGCUGAGUAAAAUAGGAAGUUGAGAAAAUGUGAGCUUAUAAAUUGUGAUUGGACAAAAUGGGUCGGGCAUAAAUAUAAAGCAAUAUGUAGAUAAUAUAUGUAAGAUAUAUAUGGCAGUUAUGUUAAAUAUUGCGGAUAAAUUAUUUUUCAUUAUUAAUUUAAAUCCGUGAAAAAAAAAAUUCAACGGCGGAAUGUGGUCAGAUUUAGUCAGAUAAGAUUAUAUCUGAUCAAAAAUUUAAUUUGAACGUGAACGUAUCUGUACAUGAAUUGUCGGAUCAAAAAUAUGUCGGCUAAAUUUUUGUAUUGAAAAUUGUUCAGAUUUUUUCAUAUAUGUUCUGGUUUCCUAAAUAUGGUCAUCUGUUUAUAAACAGAUCUGAGCAUAUAUGAAAAGAUUUGAAAAGAAAUUUGGCAUAUAUAAUUAGAUAUGUUCAGAUAUGAUAAUAUUCAAAUCAUUAUCUGAUUAGAAGUAGUUUUAUCUGAUAAGAUCUGACCAUAUAUGACGAGAUUUGAAAAAAAAUUAUGCAUACAUUUAGAUUUGACAAGAUAUGUUCAGAUAUGAUAAUUUUCAAAUCAUUAUCUGAUCGGAUGUAGUUUUAUUUGAUGAAAUCUGAUCAUAUAUGAAGAGGUUUGAAAAAAAUUUUGCAUGUACAAUUAAAUAUGAUCAGGUUAAAAUUGAAUAUCUGAUCAGAUAUUGUUGUAUCUGAUCAGAUCUGAACAAAUGUGAAGAGAUCGGAAAAAAAAUUUAGCAUACAUAUUUAGAUCUUAUGAGAUAUGCUCAGAUAUAAUAAGAUCCAAGUCACUAUCAGAUCAGAUAUAGUUUUAUCUGAUAUCUGAUCAUUCAUGAAAAGAUUUGAAAAAGAAAAUUAGCACAUACCAUUAGAUUGAUCAGGUUCAAAUUAAAUAUCUGAUCGGAUAUUGUUGUAUCUGAUCAGAUCUGAACAUAUGUGAAGAGAUUGGAAAAAAAAUUUAGCAUACAUAUUUAGAUCUUAUGAGAUAUGCUCAGAUAUGAUAAGAUCCAAGUCACUAUCAGAUCAGAUAUAGUUUUAUCUGAUAAGAUCUGAUCAUUUAUGAAAAGAUUUGAAAAAGAAAAUUAGCAUAUUCCAUUAGAUUGAUCAGGUUCAAAUGGAACAUCUGAUCAGACAUUGUUGUAUCUGAUUAGAUCUGAACAUAUGUGAAGAGAUUUGAAAAAAAAUUUAGCAUAUAUAUUAAGAUCUGAUGAGAUAUGUUUAGAUAUGAUCAAAUCUUAAUCAAUAUCUGUCCAGAUAAAAUGAUAUUUGGUCAUAUCUGGCCAAAUCUCGUCAGAUUACAUUUAUUUCACGAGAAUCUAAAUUUUUAAAAUUAAAAUUUUUUCAUAAAUAUGACUAAGACAAAACUAUUUGAAAAAAUUCAGAUCUAAGAUCUACAGAUCCAAAUCUAUCAUUAUAAAAUUAUAUCCGCGUUGAUUUGAUCAGAUUUCUAUAGAUCUAAAUUCUUUUAACCAUAGUACUUAAUUUUUUUUAGUAAAUAAAUUUUUAAAAAUUAAAAUAAAUAAUUUGAUGUCGCCCAUUAUGUCUUUUGCUCUUUUAAAAUAUUUUUUACGCACUGCAUUUAAUAAUUUUUUAUUCAUAACAACUGAUCAAAAAUUUUUUAUACUCAUAAUUAUAAUCAUAGUCAUAACAUUAUGGUCAUCAUAACAACUAUCAUAAUGUACUGAUUAUUAUUACGUCUAUUAUUAUAUAACGUAUUUAAUUAUUUGAAAAUUAAAAAUAAAUUUCAAAAUGUACAUUUUUAAGACACGUGUCUUGCACAUUAAUAAUUAUAACCUGCUUAAACUUUAACACUACUAGGUAUUUAAAAAAUUUGUACUUGAAUUUCAAGCAGGUCUUGUUAGUCUCACAAUUACAAUUACACAAAAAAAAAAUGGUACAGAAAUACAUAAUAAGCGUUCAACCAAGUGAUUAAUUUUAAGUGACUACAAUAAUUUUAAUUUAACUUUUUUAGUACUCAUAAACUAUUUAUAUGUAAUUUGAUAAAUAUUAAUCUAGUAAUAUUAAAAUUAAUAAUUUUUUUAAAUUAACGCACUUGUAAAUAUGUAAAAUAAUUAUUUAAUUUAUAUAUACUUAUAAAUAAUAACGUAUUAUUGUUACUUUUACAACUAAUUGUAGAUAGUAGUAACACAUUUUAAAUGCACUAUUAAAAUUAAAUAAAAGCUGUGAAAUCAUAAAAGAAUCAU